GUACUGUGAGCAGGGGUGGACUGACCAUUCAAGCACUCGGGCACUGCCCGAGGGCCCGGGGUCAGUAGGGGGCCCCAUGAGAUGCCCCUGGUACCUUUCAUUGGCUUUUUCAUAUGCUUUUUUGGGUGUGGGCGAGGACACAGGGACCCCAUGAUCCCCUUUUGCCCGGGGGCCCCAUGAGUUGUCAGUCCGCCCCUGACUUCAGGUAUAAAUGGACAGCCAGUCUGUUUACACCCGGUAGUCCAUACAGCAAAGUGGACUGU
Molecule: messenger RNA, 263 nt
Organism: Staurois parvus
Lineage: Eukaryota; Metazoa; Chordata; Amphibia; Anura; Ranidae
Source: the annotation of a GenBank genome assembly